AUGUCUGUUCGUCGGAGAACUGUAAGAAAGCAUUUACAUGAUAAUCAGAAUAAUAAACGAUAUUCUCAAACAAUUACUGAUAAUACUGAACAACAAGAACAAAUAUCAUCUCAAUCACCUUAUAUAACAUUACUUACGAAUAAACUUGGAAUACCAAAAGAAAAAGCGGAAAGAGCAUGUGUAGCAACUGGUUUUCGUUCAGUACAAUUAGCAACUGAUUGGCUUCUUCAAAGAACUGAGGAUGAUAAAUUAAUUCGAACUGAAUUUAUCAUACUUCUUUGUCCUGAUGAACGUCUCAAUGAACAAAUACGAACAUUUGCUGGUGAAACAUUUCGUUUUCUUGUUAAAGAAACUGCAUUAAGAGAUCGACAACAUUUACGUGCUUUUAAACUAUCGAGUUUUUUUUAUGUACCUGAUCAAUUUGUUCAUACAUUACAUAAAAUAUUCGAUUCUGUUAUUCGUCAAUAUCAUAGUUUAUUUAAACAAUCAUUACGUGUUGUUUUACAUUCAACAAGUGAUUAUCUUAUGCUUAUACCAGAUAAUGAAAGUAAAAAAGUCGUUGAAAAUAUAUUCGAUAUGAUUAAACAACAAUUUGAACAAAUAGUACCAAAUGUUUCAAUAUUACCAGCAAAAAAAUUAGCUCAUUUAACACUUACUCAUGGUUUAUCAUCUUUAUUUAAUCUUUCUACUGAACAACGAACAGCAUUAUUACAACUUGGAAAAAUUUGUCUUGAUCUAGAUCGUUCUAUUAAUUGGUCUCUUCGAUUAUAUUCUCGUGAACAAACUUCUGCAAAUGAAGUUGUAUAUCGAGUUGUUGCAUCAACAAGGGAGACAACUAUUCACAAUUGUCUUUUAUUAAAAGUGAAUGAUCUAUUUAUGGUACUUGAUAAUGGUCGAACAGGCGAAGAAGAAAAUGUCUUUGGUGAGUAA
Molecule: messenger RNA, 930 nt
Organism: Adineta steineri
Lineage: Eukaryota; Metazoa; Rotifera; Eurotatoria; Adinetida; Adinetidae
Source: the annotation of a GenBank genome assembly